AUGGUAAAUGCCCAAGAAUAUUUAAACUCAAAUUACCCCAAAGAAGAAAGAGAAAGUAUAACUAAAUUAGAACUCAAUAAUAGGGAAUUAGAAGGUCAUUUAGAUUUAAGUGAUUUUACCAAACUUGAAGAAUUAUAUUGUUAUGAUAAUCAAUUAACUAGUUUGGUCAUCAGUAAUUGUUCCAAAUUAAUUACUCUUGAUUGUUCAACUAAUGAACUAACUACUCUUGAUUUGAGUAAAAAUUUAGAACUUAAAAAUUUAAAUUGUUAUAGCAAUAAGUUAGAAGAGAGUGUUUUUUGCUUGCCUUCUAACAAAGAAAAAUUGAAUUCAAUUGUCUUGUUCAAUAAUAAUUUUUCAGGAGAUUUAGCAAUUUUCAGGGAAUACGUUAAUUUGAAUCUUUUAAACCUAAAAAAAAAUCGUUUUACUGGUUCCUUAGAGUAUUUAAAAAGUUUGAAUGAAUUGAAAGAUUUAUAUAUUGAUGAUAAUGCUGAUAUUAAUCUUGGUUUAGAAUAUUUGCCUGACAGUAUUGAAAGGUUUAGUUGUAAAGUUUUCGAAGUAUUUAAUGACAGUUUUGUCUCGAAAAUAGGGAAAAUUUUUAAUAAAUUAAAUGAGUUAAAGAUAAGUUACUCAAAAGAAGAGGAUGGACUAAAAGAUGGGGAAAUUAUAAUCAUAAAACAUGAAAAAAGUGUUGAGUUUAGAACUUUCCAAACUAAAGAAGAACAUUUAAAAUUGAAUGAAUAUCCAAAUCUAGAAAAAUUGAUUAUUAAUGAAAGAAGAGGACAAAAAUUAUUAAAUGAUAUUGAUUUAGACAAGUAUAUUAAGGGUGUCAAUCGUAAAGAUUGGAGAGUUAUUUAUGUUAGCGAAAACCAUCCUGAAAUCAAGCGAUUAUUAAGAGAAAGAAAAUUACAAGAGAAAAAGCAAUUUACUGUUCGCUAUGGAAAACCAGAUAAAGAGGAGAAUAAUUUUUGA
Messenger RNA from Entrophospora sp. SA101, 969 nucleotides. The record is from the annotation of a GenBank genome assembly. NCBI's taxonomy places the organism in Eukaryota, Fungi, Glomeromycota, Glomeromycetes, Entrophosporales, Entrophosporaceae.